Messenger RNA from Trypanosoma cruzi, 1896 nucleotides. RefSeq lists its product as uncharacterized. The transcript has a single exon. Gene Ontology annotation, cellular component: membrane. The record is from RefSeq and is a predicted model, not a curated record. The coding region runs from base 1 to 1896 and encodes 631 amino acids. NCBI's taxonomy places the organism in Eukaryota, Euglenozoa, Kinetoplastea, Trypanosomatida, Trypanosomatidae.
AUGAGUAAACUGGAAGGCACAAAUACAGAGCCUGAAAACGACGCACAUGACGCGCACGCCCGUAACAAAAAUGUUGCCGAUUUGGUGGUGGUUGAGGCCCUCCAUGACAAUCGUGAGCCACUGAGCGAGGCGAAGCGGUUCAGCAUCGUUUCGGUGGCCGUGUUUGGCUCCAUCGCAGCCUCCUUUGCGCACUUCUUUAACCUCUUCAGCGGUGAACUUGAGAAGAAGUACCAUCUAACACAGCGAGAUCUGUCAACUGUCGGCACGGCGGGUAUCGUGUUCUGCUAUUUUACGCUGCCAUACGGAUUUAUUUAUGACCACUUUGGCCCCGUGCCUCUUUUUUGCAUUGCGGCGGUGUUCUUUCCGCUCGGUUCUCUCCUGAUGGCGUUGUCGUUUAAUGGAUAUAUCUACGGCACGGUGGUGCGUAUCAGUGUUUUUAAUGCCAUCCUAAACAUUGGCACCAUCAUGUUUGAUAUUGCCAUUCAAAUGACGAUGCUCAGCAUAUUUCCAUCCAGUCGGGGAGCCAUUGUGGCGGUAGCGAAGACAUUCAAUGGACUGGGCUCUCCAAUUGUUGGAACAAUUCAGCUUGCCUUCUUUAACGGGCAUCCAGACCGCUUCUUCUACUUUCUGAUGGUACUGGUGGUGGUGAUUGCUGUUGGAUGCAUGUUCGUCAUUCGUUUGCCUCACUACCACCUGACCGGCUACCAGCGGUCGCACUUAAGCGAAGAGGAGAAGAAGAAGCGUCUUGCCACCCGGGGACAGUACCUGCGCCAGAAAACUCCCAUUCCCCGUUUUGCGAUCGCAAUCUUCUUUGAGAUUAUACUCAUUGUCUAUUUGCCGUUGGAAGGGGCUCUUGUUUCCUACCUUAAACUUGGGCAGCGCUACAGGCUGGCGUUUGCACUCACCACCAUUGUGCUGGUCUGUGUGCCCCCCAUUAUCAUGCCGCUUCCACUGAGGAUCCUUGACCGGGAGUGGUGGUCGAAUUGGCGACGACGACGUCGCCAACAUGAUAAGGAAAUGGCGAAGUCGAACGCCAACAACCCGAAUGAACGAGCCGAACCCUUUGAGACAUUGAUGGAGAAUGGUAGUACAAGUGAAGACGCCCGGGUGGGUGUGGAGACCGAUGUGGAUUACAUUGCACCGCAGUACCAGACGACGUUCCUGCAAAGUCUCUGCACGCCAAGGCUGUGGGGUGUAUUGUGGACGUUGUUUGCCACAGUGGGUGCGGAAACUGUUCUGAUGCUAAACGCGAGUUACAUUUUUGCCGCACUCUCCGGUGAGCCGGUGUCGCCAUCAUUGAGAAUUCUUCUGACCGUGCUGGACGGCGUUGGCAGUGCUGUUGGCCGCCUGCUCAUGAGUGCGUUUGAGGUCUGGUCACAAAAGAAGAAGCCGGAGGAACGUAUUCCCAUGACGGCUGCCCUUUUUGUUCCAUCAUUUAUCAUGGUCGUCGUGCUGGUGCUCAUCCUCACGGUGCCAAAAGUGGCCCUUCCAUUGCCGUAUGUCUUAGGUUCGCUGGCCAACGGGCUCCGUGCUGGCGUAAUCGUCCUGAUGAUCCGCACCAUAUACGCCAAGGACGUUGCCAAGCACUACAAUUUCUGUUUUUUGUCAACGGUAUUCUCGACGAUUCUGUUGAACCGGUUUGCGUACGGCGAGUGGUAUACCCGUGAGGCGGAGAAGGUUGGCACCCUUUUGUGCCUGCAACGCCGCUGCGUCCUCAUGCCGCUGUUGCUGAUGUUGGGCAUCAACUGCACAUCCUUCAUCUCCAGUGUGUACGUGCAUAUUUCGUACCUGCGUUUCAGUCGCAGGACGCUGGCGGAGCGACGCCGCAUCAAAGAAGAGGCGAGGCAGCAAGCAGCGGACAUUUGCAUCGAUCACUCAGAAAAUGGCAAAAAGUGA